GUCUCUUUCCAGUUAGUCUUCCCCCAACUCUCAAACUUUUCUCCCCUUUCAACCGCUAAAGAUUUUCACCUCCCCUCUCUCUAGAUACAGAUUCUCCCCUUCAAAUUUCCAAUCAAUUUUUCGUGGGUAUAAAUAUCUGUGGCUGAUCAAAAUAGAAAGGAGCUGUUUUUUUUUGUUAGGUUUGGGGAUAGUACUGUUUGGUGUCGCUUGUUAAAUACACUGUUUUGCUUGGUAGAUUGUGCUGUUAGAGCUCUUCUGUGGGUCCAUAGUUCCACUGAAAGAAGGAUUUUUCAUGGUGGAAAUGAAUCUGUUUUCUUAGUGCUGAGUUCUGCAAGAGUUCUUUUCUGAUUUAUUUUUCCAAGGUUUUGAAGCAGAAAUUGAAGUCGUGGAUUGGGGAUUGAUGAUGAAUUAAAGUUGGAUUCUAUUUGGUAAAUAUAAAAAAAUGGCUAAUCAUUCAAGAAUGGAUAGAGUUAUUCAGCCUCCUCUGGUUGAUUCAACGGCUUGUCUUUGUAGAGUAGAUGCCGGGCUCAAAACGGUCGCGGGUGCUAAACGGUACGUGCCUGGGUCAAAACUCUGUCUCCAGCCAGCCAUCAAACCCUCCAUCCACCCCGCGCGACGGAGACAGCCUCGCGACAAAAACCGGACGCAGGCCCCACUUAUUCCCGGACUCCCCGACGACCUCACCAUCGCCUGCUUGAUCCGCGUCCCAAGGAUCGACCACCCCAAGCUCCGUCUCGUCUGUAAAAGAUGGUCCCGUCUCUUAGCUGGCAACUUCUACUACUCACUCAGAAAGAAAGUCGAGGUUGCGGAGGAAUGGGUUUAUGUCAUCAAGAGAGACAGGGAGGGUAAGGUGUCGUGGCACGCGUUUGAUCCGGUGCACCAGGCGUGGGUCCCGCUCCCGCCCGUGCCCAAAGAAUACUCCGAAGCGUUAGGGUUCGGGUGCGCGGUCCUCAGUGGCUGCCAGCUGUACUUGUUCGGCGGGAAAGACCCGGUCAAGGGGUCCAUGAGGAGAGUGGUGUUUUAUAGCGCCCGGACGAACAAAUGGCAUCGGGCCCCGGACAUGCUCCGGAGGCGGCAUUUCUUCGGGUUUUGCGUGAUGAACAACUGCUUGUACGUCGCCGGGGGAGAGAACGAGGGGGUCCACGGGUCGCUGAGGUCGGCGGAGGUUUACGACCCGAACAAGAACCGGUGGUCGUUCAUCGCGGACGUCAGCACCCCGAUGGUGCCCUUCAUCGGGGUGGUGUACGGUGGGAGGUGGUUCUUGAAGGGGCUGGGCGUCCACCGGGAGGUCGUGAGCGAGGUCUACGAGCCGGAGGCCGACGCGUGGGACCCGGUCCAUGACGGGAUGGUGUCGGGGUGGAGGAACCCGAGCACGGCCCUCAACGGGCGGCUGUACGCCGUGGACUGCCGGGACGGGUGCAGGCUCCGGGUGUACGACGACGCGUCGGGCUCCUGGGCCAAGCACGCCGACAGCAAGAUGCACCUGGGGACCACCAAGGCGUGGGAGGCGGCCGCGCUGCUCCCGCUGAACGGGAAGCUGUGCGUCGUGAGGAACAACAUGAGCAUCUCCCUCGUCGACGUGGCGAAGUGCGGCAGCGGCAGUGGCGGCGGCGCGGCGGCGGAGGAGAGCGUGUGGGAGAACAUAGGGGGGAAAGGGGGGCAGCAGCUGAAGACCCGGGUGACGAACUUCUUGUCGAGCAUCGCGGGGCGGGGCCGCCUGAAGAGCCACAUCGUUCACUGCCAGGUUCUUCAGGCUUGAUUGAUGAUGGAGCUUUCUGAAGGGCAUUUGAGAGAUUCAAUUUGUUUGUGUGUGAUGUUUGUUUGUUGUAAGAAGAUGAAGAAAGAUAGCAUAUGUAGUAGUAGUACUGGGUUAGGGUUUUAUUAGGGUAGAAAGGGAAGUUUAAAAUUAUUGAUUUUUUUUAAAAAAAACUGGGAUUUGCCUUUGUGUGGGGACAAUUGCAUUUCAUCAAAUACAUGCACAGCUUUCUCUUGUCUCCUUUGGAAAUUCUACGGGCCUUAUGGUAAGGCUAAUAGGCUAAGAAAGCUUCCCUGGUGAA
Molecule: messenger RNA, 2057 nt
Organism: Cuscuta campestris
Lineage: Eukaryota; Viridiplantae; Streptophyta; Magnoliopsida; Solanales; Convolvulaceae
Source: the annotation of a GenBank genome assembly